CAAAAUCACCACACAAUAAUAAGUGUUGCACACUCAACAGAAUGUCACUGCCAACCAUUUUGUAGAGAAUUUUCUGUCUAAGACACCUCCUUGACACAAUUCUUCUCUCCUUUGUGUCCAAAAAGUUCAGGCCAUUUAAUCUUCUCCCAAAAAUUACAAUCAGCGGCUUGAAAAUCAAUAAUUAUAUUGUUGCUUCACCACAGAAUAAUGGAGACGGAAGAGCUCAAGCGUGUCUUUCAUAUGUUUGACAGGAAUGGUGAUGGAAGGAUCACGAAAAAGGAGCUGAACGACUCGUUAGAGAACAUGGGUAUCUUCAUGUCCGACUCAGAUCUGGCACAGAUGAUCAACAAGAUUGACGUGAAUGGCGAUGGCUACAUCGAUAUUGAUGAAUUUGGUGCUCUAUAUGAGACCAUAAUGGAAGAACGAGAUGAGGAGGAAGACAUUAGAGAGGCUUUCAAUGUGUUCGACCAAAAUGGGGACGGAUUCAUUACCGUAGACGAAUUAAAAUCCGUCUUGGCAUCGCUUGGUCUCAAGCAAGGGCGGACCGUUGACGACUGCAAGCGGAUGAUUAAGAAAGUGGAUGCUGAUGGAGAUGGAAUGGUGAAUUUUAUAGAGUUUAAGCAGAUGAUGAAAAGCGGUGGAUUUGCUGCAUUGAGUUAACGAGAAAAUCGACAAGACCUUGGAGGCUGGCAUCUUGUACUCUUAAGCAAAGGUCUGAGGUCAGUUCUUAGAGAAGCUUAUGGGAUGGAGCCUUUACCACCUUAAUAAGCCAACUUGAUGCUAAUGUAAAUUAGUCAAUCAAGUGAACUUGGAAUACUAGAUGAAAAAACCAGAAAACGAAAAAUAGAGAGAAAAACACUCAUUUUCCACACUGUUAUGUUUGUUUGAAUAGAAAGAAAGAACACAGAUAAAAAGGAGUUUUCCUGCUCUUUUUGUAGGUUAACGACUUGUAAAUAGUUUGUUAUAUUUUCUAAUUCUUUAUUUUAUGUUCUUUGGCUCCUCCCCAACAGAAUCUUGAUAGAAAAACAUUACUCCCUCACUUUCAUGUUAUUAUCCUACAGUAAUGUUCAAUAAAGGCUUUGAUUGAAACCACAUGUCCUCCAGAGAUCUAAAGGUUUAUAUUGUAUCUCUUCUCCUCUAUUCCGUUUAACAGGUGAUGUGAAGAGAAAGAUUUUCAUUUCUACUUUCUUCUUAUUUGCAAGUUAAUGAAGGAAAUCCCACAACUUAAAUUUCUUCUUUCGGUUCUAUUACCCUUUCCUUAACCCUUGUUUUAAUAUAUAUCUCUUGAAAUCCCAAGAACAAAUUUUCUCAUAGAAGCUUUCUCUUGCUUCUAUUCCAUUCUCUCAUUGUGACGUUCUUUACGUGUGAGGGUUAAAAAGAUUUUUCUUUUCUUGAAGCAUGUUUCACUUUCCACUAUUAUGAUUUGGGGUACAGAAUUUCAUGAAUAACAACCAGAAUGCUCUUAGAUUGAAUGGAUCCUACAGUAUUAUACUCCAGUACACUUCAAUGGACCCUUAGAUUGAAGCCACAUGUUCAUUGUCAGUUUAAAGGCUUAGACUGUAUCUUCUUCCCUCUCUUUCCUCCGUCACCUUGUAUUUUCCACCAUUACUGUUACUGACCUUUCACAAUUCCUCUUUGGUUGAUUAAAUUAUCAAUCACUCUUUCUAUAUUACUUUAAAGAACACUAUCCAAUCACAGAAAGCAGUACAAAAAGACAAGUUGCCUCA
This is a messenger RNA of Solanum dulcamara, 1727 nucleotides long. RefSeq names its product calmodulin-like protein 3. Lineage: Eukaryota; Viridiplantae; Streptophyta; Magnoliopsida; Solanales; Solanaceae. Gene Ontology annotation, molecular function: calcium ion binding. The record is from RefSeq and is a predicted model, not a curated record. Bases 208 to 660 code for a protein of 150 amino acids. The transcript has a single exon.